Molecule: messenger RNA, 2814 nt
Organism: Mytilus trossulus (common blue mussel)
Lineage: Eukaryota; Metazoa; Mollusca; Bivalvia; Mytilida; Mytilidae
Exons: 10
Coding region: 235-2304 (689 amino acids)
Biological process (GO): regulation of DNA-templated transcription
Molecular function (GO): sequence-specific DNA binding; DNA-binding transcription factor activity; zinc ion binding
Source: RefSeq, a predicted model, not a curated record
GGAAUUCACCUGUUGCAAAUCAAAACAAACCAGUGUGGUGUUGGUUCUAUCCUAUGAUGUUGUCCACUAUAUACAUGAUAUACUACAGUAACAUGAAAAAUCAAUGAAGACUUUGAACAUAUUGAAAGCUUUUAACUUGCAGACGCACAUUGGUGUUAAUACAAAAUGAACAUAAAGCUGUAGGGAGCCAUACCAGCUAUACUAUAAAAGUUUCAGUUUUUGGGAGCUAAGAUUAUGCCGAUAGGAGCCAUACCGUUCCCGUUUGGGAAGUGCAAGAUCUGUAAAGAUAAAGCUACUGGUGUCCAUUAUGGGGUGGCUACAUGUGAAGGGUGUAAGGGAUUUUUCAAGAGAAGCAUCCCAAAAGCACAUAAAUAUAAGUGUUUUUUCGGUGGACAAUGUGAUAUUUCACCAAAGAAUCGGAAUAGAUGUAAAUCAUGCAGGUUUAAUAUGUGUCUUCAAUUUGGAAUGUCUAUUGAUGCGGUAAAAAUGGGCAGAAUACCAAAGACUGAGAAGGAGAAAGCCUUAGCUGAAGCUGCAGAUGAGACAACACCCGACCAGAUUAAUAACUUUCUUCAAAGUGAAGAAUAUAGUUCUUCUUUCUCUCAAAACGUUUGUUCUAUGGAACAGAGACACUCUUUUACCUCCCAAAAGGUAUGUGCUGUGAUCCCUCAAUCAUUAGAACGAAACUUAGAAGAGGGAAAUCAUAUGCAUGUUCAACACAUGAAUACUUUAGAAAAUGGUGAGAUAGAAACAAAUUCAAAAGUGCUAAAUCAUCAUGACUUUCAUGAAAGAUCUGAAAUUGAACAGAACUUCAAAGAGAGAUUACAAAAUUGUCAGGAAUUUCAAGAAAAAUCACAAAACGAUAGGAAUUUUGAGAACUGGAGAAAUCCAAGGAAUUCAGCAAAUGAAAAUUGUCAAAAUUUACCUAUGGAUUUUCAAAAGACUGAAUUUUCCGAGAUGUCAUGGCAAACAUUGCAGAAAGGGCAUAUACCAGCGCUACAGAAUCCAUCAUCACAGCACAAUUCCACUAGUAGUAUAAAUUCAUUAUCGCAGCGCCAUUCCACUGAUGAUAUAAUUCCAUCAUCCUUUAGUGCAGUUAGUGAAACUUGUGAUAAAAACAUGCAUGAAUCAAAUUCUCAAAAUGGACAGUCUUUCUCAAACAAUCAUGAUGUUCUACGACCAUCCACAUUUUCUUCUCCUAAUUCAGAUGUCCAAAUGACCACAUGUGGUCCUAACAUACCUUCUACUUCUAAGGUGCAUUUUAGCUCAAUAGUGAUAGAAGAACUCGUUAGACAGGUUCUUGAAAAACCUGAGGUGACCCAGAUACUUCACGAACGAUCAAACAGCCUGUCCAGUAAGAGUUCAACGUCUAUUGGCGAAGGACAACUAGAUGCAUUGAGAUUGGCAGAAGUUUCGUCGCCCAAUGAAGACAACACUAACAAUGCUGUUACGUAUAAUAUGUUUGAUGCUGAAAAUCUGGCGAGCAGGCAAAUAGGAAAUGUUCAACAAAUAAACUUUGACAUGAACGGAACUGAAGUUGAAAAAUCUGAGGAAGUAGCGAAAGAAUCUAAAGAGCUGAUCGAUGUGACCUUGGAAAGAUUUAAAGCACCAGUCGAUCUUCUGUUUCAUUAUCAAGCCUUUAACAAGGAGUGUUAUAAAAAGUAUAAGAGUGGUGAGUGGAAAGUUCCUAUGACAAACACAGACAGGGAAGAAUUGAAAUUCAUUUGGAACCAACUGAUGGAAGGAGUAAAAUAUUACAAUGAACAAGUUAUGGGCUUUGCCAGUAAGACUCCAGGAUUUUCUAAAUUUACCAUGGCUGACCAAGAAAAACUAACAAUGAAUGCCUAUAUGGAAAUCUGGAUGAUGAUAAAUUCAGAGUUUUUGUGUGAGAAUGAAUCUUAUGUGCUGUUAAACAACACAAAGGUGUUUUAUUCCAAGGCUACGAUGAAGAUGAUACUUGGUGAAGAGUUGACAACGCUGAUGUUAGAUUUUGGCAGGAAGUUUAGUCAGUACAACUUGUCUGAUACUGAGAUUGGUUUAUUGAGUGCUAUAAGACUGACUAAUCCCGAUGUUGAAAAUUUGGAAGAAAAAGACAAAGUAGAACUCCUGAACUCUCACUUUCUGGAUAUUUUUGCCAGUAUGUUCAACAAGAGGCCCCACAGUAGCAGAAUGGCAUUGUCUCUGUUCCAGUACAUGUCUGUAUUAAAAACAAUUACCCAGUUACAGCAGGAGGCCAUCUUUAACUUCAGCUUGGAUAGUCCACCUGUAGAAGUUGUAACUGAAAUUGAAGUGACCCCAACAUGAUGUAUUAGAACAAGAUGAGAUAUAAGAUGGAUCAGCACUACAGAAUUUUUACCAAAGAUUUUGACAAAAAACAAUGAAGACUUUUAAGUUCUUUUAUAAAUGGUAUUGUUUUAUCUACUAUGACAGUAUGAUGUAAUAGCAGCUGCUAAAAAUACAGAAUUACUGACCUUAGUAACUUACCUAUUUUAUAGGUAGUAUUAACCCUAAACACACAUUUGGUUCUUGUUUAAACUUUAUAGUGCCUUGUUUUUUAGUGAGUUUUGUGAUAACUUUUUUGCAAAAAGGGAGAUAAUUCAAUGAAGAAAGUUAUCAACAUAUAAAUGCAUAUCGACAAUCAAAAUCUUUUUCCAUAACUUAUUGCUCAAAAGUAUAAAAAUUAGUUGUUUCUUACAAUAUUUUUUGCUAACAAUAUUGUUUAAAUAUUUAUUAAUGAUUAGCAGACGUUAGAACUCAGGACCUAUAUGGCUGCAUUGGUUUCCAUGGCAUUAACUAAUUUUACAAACUCAAUAA